AUACAUAUACAUAUAUAUACACACACAUCUUCCCUCUCUCCUCCACCUUCAUCUCUCUCUAACUCAACAUACCAACAUGGUGGCAACCAAGGGCGAAGGCGGUAGCGGUGGCAGCGGUGCCACGGUAGGCGGUCUAACCACCCUAAUCCAACCGAUAACCGCCGAGUGUUGCAUGUGUGGCGAUUUCGGCCUCUCCCAAGAGCUUUUCCGGUGCAAAAUCUGCAAAAACCGAUUCCAACACAAAUAUUGCAGCAAUCAGUACCCGAAAGCCGAGUUCUACAAAGCCUGCAAUUGGUGCCUGGCUCCGAAACACGACUCGGGUAACUCAUCGAACUCAUCUUCGUCAUGCCGGAACAAUUCCGGCGAUGAUCACCGGAAUCAUUCCGGCAAGACCAAAAGAAGUAUUCCUGUUCAUAGAAUUGGUCAUGGGAGUUUGAGGGAAAGGAGGAAAGGAUUGGAUAUCGAGUUGACGGGCACCGGUUUGAUGAAGAAAGUACAUGGAUCGUCGCCGGAGGAGGAGUCUCCGGUGAGCACUGGCCGGAAAAGGGUGGUGGUGGAGGAGAAGAAUCAUGGAAUGUUGAGAAAGUCAAAGUCAGCGAAUCAUCUAACAAGUGGUGGUGGGACCAAGACAAGACCGGUUUUUAGAAAUAAGGUUAGAAGGUAUAAAUUAUUAGAUGAGGUUUCAAGCCAAUGAGGUUAUAAUAAACUUAUAAAAUAUAAAAAUGUUUUGGUUGAAUGGUUCUGCUUUAUGCAGUAAAGGUUGUAAUUUAGCAUCUAAAAUUUCAACUAGGUAGGUUUUAUAUGUGGGAAAAUUACCAAAAUAUUAUUGGUUAACCAAAAGUAUUUGAAAUCAGAUAUUGAAUUUUAGUCGUU
Helianthus annuus (common sunflower) is the source of this 873-nucleotide messenger RNA. RefSeq lists its product as uncharacterized. The record is from RefSeq and is a predicted model, not a curated record. The transcript is spliced from 2 exons. The coding region runs from base 77 to 694 and encodes 205 amino acids. Lineage: Eukaryota; Viridiplantae; Streptophyta; Magnoliopsida; Asterales; Asteraceae.